AUGACCGAUUCGGGCAUUGCCAUUCGUGUCUAUGUUCCAACCAAUGUUCUCCUCGGUAGCACGUUACCUUUAGGAGUUUUUGCUCAUGGGGGUGGGCAUGCUGCGGGAGGCAUGUGUCGAUACAUCGCCCACCAUAGUAAUGUCAUUAUCGCCCAGGUUGACUUCCGCCUGGCGCCGGAAUACCCGAUCCCCACGCAGGUCAAUGACUGCUUUGAUGCUUUUAUAUGGAACCUGGGAUAUAUGGUGUGUGGUGUGGUCAUCCUCUGCCCCGCUCUUCUUCAUCCCGACUUUGUCCCUUCCGAAUAUCGGUCCAUGUUCCAGGCCUAUAAGCAGAACUGGAAGGGGGCUCCGUUGCAGGACGGAGAGAGGCACAACAAUGACACCAUCCAGUGCAUGAAUCCCUAUGCAUUCCCAUGCUUGCACCCAGGCAUCAGACGCUUGCCUCCGACUUACCAGGCCACCUGUGAGGCGGAUCCGGUUCGCGAUGAUUCCAUGGUACUGAAAUUUCAACUGGACCAAGCCGGGAUCCCCAACAAGUCGGAUACCUACCCAGGAAUGCCACAUUACUUUUGGCUUUUCCCACAGCUUUCGAGCUCAGAGGUCUUUCAUCAGACUGUGGUAGAGGGGAUCAAAUGGGUGUUGAGUCUGGUUGGGAUGAAACGAACGGAAGGAAGUGUGCCUUUAUCGUAGAUUGUGGAG
This is a messenger RNA of Aspergillus sclerotioniger CBS 115572, 699 nucleotides long. Its product is annotated as alpha/beta-hydrolase. The record is from RefSeq and is a predicted model, not a curated record. Gene Ontology annotation, molecular function: hydrolase activity. NCBI's taxonomy places the organism in Eukaryota, Fungi, Ascomycota, Eurotiomycetes, Eurotiales, Aspergillaceae. The transcript is spliced from 6 exons. Bases 1 to 690 code for a protein of 229 amino acids.